Gongylonema pulchrum is the source of this 411-nucleotide messenger RNA. The record is from the annotation of a GenBank genome assembly. NCBI's taxonomy places the organism in Eukaryota, Metazoa, Nematoda, Chromadorea, Rhabditida, Gongylonematidae.
AUGGAGGCCCAUUUGCUCCAAGUUCACCGCGAUAUCGAAGCAGCAAUUCCGGAUGCCAAUUUUGACGGUCUCGCAGUGUUGGAUUUUGAAAGUUGGCGGCCACUGUGGUUCCUUAAUUGGGGCUCAAAAAGGAUCUACAAAAACGAAUCGAUUGCAUACGUGCUACAGCGAUUUCCACAUUUGAGUCGUAAAAGUGCAAAAAGUAUAGCUGCAAUUGAAUUUAAUGUAGCUGCUGCCGAUUUUCUAAGGCAAACGAUUCGCUAUGGUUUGUCUAUGCGACCAUUUGCCAAAUGGGGUUUUUAUGGAAUCCCCUAUUGCAACUAUGAUGCUGGACAGCUCAGUGAAACUGAAUGCAGUGAAGAUUUCAAAAAUUACAAUGACAGGUUUGACGAGAAUUUGAUUGAGUUGUAA